CAAUUAAAAGCGUGAGUGUCCGCUGAUACGAUGUCGGGCGUCGGUCAAAGUUUCAGGCUCUUCGUCUCUGUGUAUGCUGCAUCUGAUGGCACACCGCUUUAUUUCAAAGUGGAUGGAACUAGAUUCAAAGAGCAACGCACAAUCAAAGCUUGCUGCGGCGUUCAGUACAAAAUCAAGAUUGUCAUCCGGCCAGUAGUUGGACUGUUAAAAGAUGUUGUUGUGGGUGGCGAUGACUUAGGAAUCAAGCAGACUCAUCAUGCAGGACAAUCUUCUACCUUUGAGUGUCUCUGGACAAGUAGUGGCUACCAGCCGACAAAGAGUGGACAGCGAACAAAAGUGCCUUUGCUUAUCUACAUUGACGGUGUGGGCAAAAUGGAAGCUUUUCUUCAAUUCAAAUUCUACCAACCCAGUGAUAAAACACACAGUCAGUGGGGAGAUCCAAUUAGACAGCUGGAGUUUGAGUGCCAAUCUCCUAGUGGUGGGUCAGGAAUUAUUGAUGUUGUCAGGAUGACUGUCAGGUAGUUUACAACAAGGUUAUGACUCCAAAUUUAUCAGAUGCCAU
Corticium candelabrum is the source of this 562-nucleotide messenger RNA. Its product is annotated as CB1 cannabinoid receptor-interacting protein 1-like. The record is from RefSeq and is a predicted model, not a curated record. The transcript is spliced from 2 exons. The coding region runs from base 31 to 522 and encodes 163 amino acids. Gene Ontology annotation, biological process: negative regulation of signaling receptor activity. Gene Ontology annotation, cellular component: plasma membrane. Gene Ontology annotation, molecular function: type 1 cannabinoid receptor binding. NCBI's taxonomy places the organism in Eukaryota, Metazoa, Porifera, Homoscleromorpha, Homosclerophorida, Plakinidae.